UAAUUAAUUUGUCAAACACAUACCACCGUCACGCAUCGUAACAACCCCGCAAUGAAGAGCUAUUUCUCCAAUGCGACAGAAACUACCGCAGAUGACUCCAACGUUACGUCCCCUCUCGGCGGAGCCAAUGUUGCGCCUCGCUCGAGUGCUCUCUCCAACAGAUUAACCAGUGUACUCUCCGCAUCCUACGCCGACUCUGACAUCCGCGAUGCACUGGAAACUCUUGACAUCAGGGGAACCCAUAACACCCCGGAAACGAGGCGGCAGCUAAGGCUGGAUGUACAAAAGGAAGUCAUCAGUUGUAAUGGGAAGAUAGUGGCGGAUUUUGGAAAAGUGGCAGCGCAAUUGAAACAACUGGGUUCGGUCAUCGUCGAUCUACAGCAAAUAUGUGCGGAAAUGCGGAAGCACGUAUCACUAUCGAAACAGGAGACAGCGGCGGUACUUGAUGAGGCCUCAACUCUUAUAGAGCAGAAGAGUGAGACUGAGACAAAACAACGUCUGCUUGAUGCAUUCAAUAAGCAUUUUGUUGUGCCAGAGGAAGACCUGAACACCCUUGUAUCCUCUGCGGAGCCGGUGGAUGAUCACUUCUUUGCCAUUCUGGCCCGAGUGAAGCAGAUUCAUAAUGACUGUCAGGUACUACUCGGCGGGGAGGAUCAAAAGCUAGGAACGGAGAUCAUGGAACAAAGCUCAAAACAAUUGAACUCAGCCUACCAGAAACUAUACCGGUGGAUUCAGAAAGAGUUCAAUUCUUUAAAUCUGGAAGAUCCACAAAUCAACAGUUCAAUCCGGCAGGCUUUACGGGUACUCGCUGAGCGGCCAAGUCUGUUCCACAGCUGCCUUGAUUUCUUUGCAGAAGCUCGGGAGUAUAUCCUUUCAGAUGCCUUUCAUCAUGCAUUGACGGACACGGUUUCAGGAGCCGAGACUGACCGGAGUGUUAAACCCAUUGAAUUUUCUGCCCAUGAUCCUUUACGGUAUGUAGGAGACAUGCUUGCCUGGGUACAUUCGGCCGCAGUCUCGGAAAGAGAAGCAUUGGAAGCUCUUUUUGUAAAUGAAGGCGACGAGCUCGCACGAGGAUUCAAGUCGGGUAUUAGUAGCGAACCUUGGUCUCGCGUUGAUGGAGAGGAAGCACCUGUGUUUGAUGGACGGAAAGCUCUCAAUGAUCUCGUCAACCGUGACCUUAGUGGUGUAUCGCGAUCCCUACGCCAGCGGGUUGAGUUAGUGAUCGAGGGCCAUGACAACCCUGUGACGACCUACAAAGUCGUCAACUUAUUAGCAUUCUACAAAAUCACAUUCUCAAAACUGGUUGGCCCAGAAUCCAAUCUCGUCGAGGUUGUUUCGGCACUAGUGGACUCUACUUUCAAACAUUUCGAGAUCCUCAUGCGUGAUCAAGCUCAUAUAUAUUCGACCGAUCCCCACAGUACAACCCCACCAGACGACCUAUCAGUUCCUCAGUUCCUUGCUGAUCAGCUGGAGGUGCUAACCUCGCUGAUGAAAGAGUACAAUGCGUCCGUUGGGGCUACUUCUGAUGUCAAGGAGCAAGAAGAGAACCGAUUCACCCCUGUUCUGCGGGUUGCUCUUGAUCCGUUCCUUGACAUAGCCAAAUCUUCGGCUAAUGAUCUGGACGAUACAAAGGCAUCAACAAUCUACAAGACCAACAUUCUCCUAGCUGUCCGCACAACAGUAUCUUCAUUUACUUUUGCGUCCGCAACACACUUGGUUCCGAUAUCUAAUGUCCUGUCUAACAUGCGCAUGGAACUUCUCGACAUCCAGCGCCAAUUUCUCUUAGGGACGUCCGGACUACAAAAACUCUUGACCGCACUAGAACCUUUCUCCCAGCAUCACUCUUCAAAGGCCCAGUCAGAAUCUACCACCACAAGAACACAGAACCUGGCCGAAAUCGCCGACCUAGCGGCCUUCCAGCCCGACACUUUGUCGGCUAUCAGCCAACAGCUUGACGAUUUCCUGCCCUCUGCCCUGAUGGACGCUACCGAUAACUUGAAACGCGUACGCAAUCUGUCCCUAGUAAAGUCAGUCACGGAAGAAGCUGUGGAGGAAUUCUGUCGCGACUUUGAAUUCGUCGAAGGCAUAAUUAUAGGUGCGGACGAGGCUAGGGGUACGAAAGUGGACAUGUCUCGAAUUGAGAUGGAGAGUGAUAUCGUCUCGGUUAGCGUGCGAGGAACACAAAUUGGAGGAGACGAGGCGGAGGCUGAAGGAAAGCAUAGCUUAAGAGCACUCUUCCCUAGGACUGUUGGGGAGAUACGUGUUCUUUUGAGUUAGAUAUAUAUACACGAGAUCAAUCCACGAUAUAGAUUUUAAUCAUUG
Molecule: messenger RNA, 2322 nt
Organism: Talaromyces proteolyticus
Lineage: Eukaryota; Fungi; Ascomycota; Eurotiomycetes; Eurotiales; Trichocomaceae
Product: oligomeric Golgi complex subunit 6
Exons: 2
Coding region: 52-2277 (741 amino acids)
Biological process (GO): intra-Golgi vesicle-mediated transport
Cellular component (GO): COG complex
Source: RefSeq, a predicted model, not a curated record